AUGGCCAUGUAUCGCAUCUGGGUCAACAACGCUGAUCUUGACACCAGCUUUUUGGAAAACCUCAAAGAUGAGUUCCUUAAGAGGUGGCAGGAUCCGCUUGAUGAGGAGGAUGCGAAGGAUGAGGCAGAAAAGGCGGCGAGAAACUCUGGUACUGCCGAGGGGGAGGAUGUGAGGGAGUCAACGACGGGGAGUACCAUUGGCAGAGAAGUUCCUGAGCAGCACCAAGAUGUGUCGCAGCCUCCAAGGAGGAGGACAACUAGGGUGACAAUCAGGGAACCCUCCAACACCCCGCGAGCAGAUGCUCCACCUGCCCCUAUGGGAAAAGGAAAAAAGAAAGUAUCCGAACCCCCUGCACCCAUCAAAGAGUUUUCAGACGAGAAUGAUAUGUCAUCUGGAUAUAUGUUCAAUCGCUACACCGCACCUGCUGCUCCCUCGAGUAGGAAGAAAGAGAGCAAGCGACACCGCGGAGAAAGCAACAAGGCCCCUUCAACUAAGAAGGCCCGGAAUGAGGAUCUUCCAGCUGCUGCUCCCUCAAAAGAAAUAAUGCCCCCUCCGGCACCACUCGACCAAAAGUCUCCCCCUGCACCAACUGACCAGAACUCUACUCCUCUAGCGCCUGCCGACCAGACACCUCACGAUCAUCCUGGAGACACCCUGACCAGUAUGGUGGGAUUGCUGACUAUAACUGCUGGAUGGCGCCGCAUGAGGGCUUUGGUCACCCAAACCAAAGACUCUGACUCCAAGCACACUGAGGAGACAAAGGCGCUCGAGGGGAAAAACGCUGAAUUGCUCGAGAAAAACACAGAACUGCUCGGAAAGGACACUGAACUGCUCGAGCAAAACUCCAAGUUGGCCGAAGAGCUUCAGCAAUUUCAGACUGUCCUGGCCAAAGCCAAUGAAGACAAAGAGAAGUUUAAGGAGUGUGCUAAACUUAACUACCAAGAGUCCAAACAACUUGAGGCCAAUCUGAUCGCGAGCAGAAACGAGACUGAGGAGCUAGAGCAUAAUCGUGGGGCCAACUUCAAUUAUCUUUCUGAGCACCUGAGGCGAACAGAAAUAGCCCGGUGCACCGCUCGCUUGGAGGAAGAAGAAAAAGCUAACAUUCAUGCCUCCCCAGAAAUCUCCCUAGCAACGGGGAUUGAUGGUGCUAAAAAUGAAGCUGGAACCACUGUCGACUAG
Messenger RNA from Humulus lupulus (European hop), 1179 nucleotides. RefSeq lists its product as uncharacterized. NCBI's taxonomy places the organism in Eukaryota, Viridiplantae, Streptophyta, Magnoliopsida, Rosales, Cannabaceae. The record is from RefSeq and is a predicted model, not a curated record. The transcript has 5 exons. The coding region runs from base 1 to 1179 and encodes 392 amino acids.